GUAUAUAUGAUGUUUAUAUAGACGUUACUAGAAAAAAAUUAUUUUUUUAAAUUUCCAGUUUGAAUUACUAUAUUUAUUGAAUUCUAAUAUUUUUGAAUAAUUACUAUGAAGUCUUAUUUUUGUUCAACAAAAUUAUUUACUAUAGGCAUUAUUUUAAUAGUGUCCAUUGAAGCAACUUUAAAAAGGUCAAUGCUUGUAACGACCCAUGCAGGAACUGUCAGAGUUGAACGACGGGCCCCUACUUGGCCUAGAACUGGGAGACCUAACUUUGGCACACCAAUAUUCGCCCAUGCUUGGCUCAAGAUUAGGCAGGCCAAUGAUGAUAUUUGUAAAGACGCCGAAUCACCGGCUUCCGAGUGUUUUGAAUAUUUUAAGUUAUCACAAUAUUGGCCGAAGGCUUUGUGUUAUAAAGUACGUGUAAUGGGUCAGUCUGACAAAGAAUGUAACACUCCAGAUUCAUGGUCUAUCCAUGGAUUAUGGCCACAAAGAACUACGGAUAAGUCAAUACUUAAAAAGAAAUGUCCACUAGAUAAACCAUUCAAUAUUAACGAUCUAAUUGAUAUUAAAGAUAAAUUAACGCCGGUAUGGUUUGGUGUCGACAAAUCUGGAUAUGGUGAUCCAGAUGCCAGAUUGUGGGAACAUGAGUGGACUAAACAUGGACGGUGUGCAGCUCGUGUUGAAGACGUUAACGAUAUAGGAAAAUAUUUUUCUAAAACUUUAGAUUUAUAUGAUCAGUAUGAUUUAGUUCAAGCACUUAAUGACGGAGAAAUUUUUCCUGGAAAUACCGUAUCUCUAGGAGAUAUAAAUAAUAAAAUAAACAACAGUGUCGGAAAGAAGUCUGUGAUUACUACCAUUUUCAAUAAAGAACGAACUGAAUCUUUUUUGUAUGAAAUUCAUAUAUGUUAUGACCUUUCUUUUAAUAAUAUUGACUGUCCUGAAGGAGCAGAUGUAAGUGAUCCAAAUAAGCAAGUCAAGUACUUAAAUGAUGUACCAUCAGUCACUGGUUAAAUUCAAGUUUUGAAUGUUCAAAUAUUAAAUUUAUGUCAAAUUGUUACAAUUUUAAACUACUUCAAAUCUUGUAAGCAGAAUGAAAACAAUUAAAACUUCUUUUUAGCUAAAAAUUUAAAAAUUUGAACUCAGCGUGACAAAUUUUUAUUAAAAUAAUUUUAUUGGAGUUUUUCAAAAUAAGUUACAGUCAAGGUUACUUCGAUAAUUAUUGGUUCAAUUAUUUUUUAUUUAAGUCUUUUUCAGUAAGAGAGGGCAUUUGAAAUAAUAGCGUAUAUAGGCUUA
Messenger RNA from Microplitis demolitor, 1290 nucleotides. Its product is annotated as ribonuclease Oy. Gene Ontology annotation, molecular function: RNA binding; ribonuclease T2 activity. Gene Ontology annotation, cellular component: extracellular region. The record is from RefSeq and is a predicted model, not a curated record. The transcript has 4 exons. Gene Ontology annotation, biological process: RNA catabolic process. Bases 106 to 1008 code for a protein of 300 amino acids. NCBI's taxonomy places the organism in Eukaryota, Metazoa, Arthropoda, Insecta, Hymenoptera, Braconidae.